Molecule: messenger RNA, 2607 nt
Organism: Xenopus laevis (African clawed frog)
Lineage: Eukaryota; Metazoa; Chordata; Amphibia; Anura; Pipidae
Product: E3 ubiquitin-protein ligase TRIM8
Exons: 1
Coding region: 46-1230 (394 amino acids)
Source: RefSeq, a predicted model, not a curated record
AUUACUUUCAGUUUUAGCAUUGAGUUCCUGUUGUUGGUUUCAGCGAUGGCGGCUGCUGAUCUGAGAGUGGAUAUAACCUGCCCGCUGUGCUGGGAGAUUUAUACAGAGCCUGUAACACUACCGUGUGGCCAUAACUUCUGUCUCAUCUGUAUUGAGAGAACAUGGGAAGAGCAGAGGAACAUAGAGGAAGAUCCUUCCUGCCCUGAAUGCAGACGGACAUACAGGAGACGCCCUGAACUGAACAGAAACCUCAGGCUUCGUGACAUAGUCAAACAUUUUCUUCCCUCCCAACCAGAGCCGGAGGGUGUACUUUGCACUUACUGUGACUUUCCUAUACCUGCUGCUAAAUCCUGCCUGCACUGUGAGGUUUCUCUAUGUGCUCACCAUUUGCUAAAGCACAGCAUAUCUGAGAAACACACCUUAACUCAACCAACCAAACCAGAGGAAAGAAAAUGCUUCAUCCACAGAAGAAACCUACACUUUUACUGCACCGAGCAUGAUGACUAUUUCUGUUCAUCCUGUUGGCUGGCCGGAGAGCACAGGGGCCACAAGGUGGAGCUGUUGAGUGAGGCUGAGAAAAAGAAAGAAAAACUGAGGAAAGUUCUGGUGAAACUGAGCCCAGAAAGAAACGAGAUUGAAAGACAAAUCCAGCACCUACAAGAUCAAAUGAGAGAAAGCCAAGAAAAAGCAGCUGGUGAGAGAGAGAGAGUCACCAACCUGUUUAGAGACAUCAGGGAACAGUUGGAAGCUUUAGAGAAGAGACUCCUGAGUGACAUCUCCAGGAAACAAGAAGAACUUUCCCUCUACUGCCAUCAUCUAAUCCAGCAACUGGAAAAAGAAAACAAUGAGACGUUCUGGAAUAUCCAUUGCCCUGAGAACUACCUUAGAAUGAGUUAUCCAUUGGUAGGGGCUGAUAAAUGGCAUUCUACAGGAACCAGUUUUUUUGGGGCAGACCUAAGAGAUAAUAGUUUCCAAGAAAGUGAACUUGGUUUUAGGACAUUGAUAUCAAUGAAUUUAUAUGCAGGAUUAGAUGAGAUUGUGGCAGCUGUGAAAGGAAAGAUCAAUGGACAGCAGGUUAAAGAUACGUUUCCAGACAUAAUUGGGAAAAAAACGACUUCUUGCCCCUCCACCCCACUAACACAAAGGAAGUACCCACAAACCUCAAAUGUAUUUCAAAUUAAUCCAGAUUUAACAACCAGGAGUUUAACUCAUAGUAGAGUUUACUGGUAGUUGUAGGGCAGCUAUGUCAGACUGGGCUUUCUCUGGCCCACCAGAGUACCUGAUACCUAGGGCAGGACUCACUUUAAGAACCGUUAGAUUUAGGGUUAUGACCAACGGCGAGAUUUGUUGUUGUGAUAAAAAUACAUGACUAUGUGCGACAAAUCUCAUAAAAAAUGCUUCUACACUGGCAUUAAUUGGAAUCACAUGUGGUUAAACCUACACAUUGCUUCAUUCUUCCUAUUUGUGGAGAAAUUUCAGGCAACUUUCGGACACAUGGGCUUUACCAUCAGCAAUUUCAAUUAUCAACUUAAUGGGACCUUUAUUACAGGUUGCUACUAUGAAAACGGGAAAGCUGCUGGCCAUUCCCGCCAUUGGAACUCAGUGGAAGCAGGUCUAUUCAAUUCUUGAGGGCAACAAAUCAUGCCAGUCUGGGCACUAGCUAAUUGGCACUUAUAUUCCUGCCUUCACUGAGCCCUGAGACCCAGGCAUCUUCUUUUAGAUGACUUCCUUCUGGCCACAGAUGUGAGGUGAGACAUGACUAGGGAGAAGAAUAGAGCCUCCAGAUAUGUGUUCUUUAUGGGAUUAUGGAAAUUGUAGCUUGGAAAGGUUUGUAAAGUAGUGGGGCAAGAUAUCCUACUAACUUUGGAGAAGCUAGGCCAGCAGAGGUAGCAGACAUCUUCCUGACAUCCCAUUUCUUGUUCUUGGAGUGGCUGUUGAGUUAUCAAGAGUCAGGAUGUCUUCUCACAGCUGUGGAUGUGGUUGGGCUGCCCUAAGGAGUAGUCAGAAUGUGGGGAGAGGAGACAGAAUGAAGUGUAGCUCAGGUGUGAGAAAUAGGCAUGGGGCUUGGUUAGAAUUAGAAGCCCUAGCAUGUUGGUAUGUUGGAAAGGUUAGGUGGUUGAGACCUGGUGUCAGGUUUGGGAAACUGAAUUGUUAUGUGCUUCUAUGCAGCCAGCAAUGGCUUAUAUUCAUAAUUAUCACUUAUUCAAGAAGUAUUAUUCUGGUUGGUUAAAGGGGUGGUUCACAUAUUUCAAUAAUGAUAAUAAUAGUGUAAUAAUUGAGAAAUAGAGAAUAGAACCGAGAGGUAUAAUCUGUUUAUAUUUUAUUGUAUAUUAUUUUAGUCUUCUACAAUGUAUUUACAUCUCAUUCCACUUAUGUGCACAACUAAGGUUUGAUUCUGAUAAUGAUAAUGUAGUCCAAAGCUGUACAGUUGCUUUGCACACAUCUCUUAUUUGAAGCUUUAGCAUAGAUUUGCUACAAUGUACAGUGUACAGAUUACUACCUGUGAUACUAGCAGUGAAAUGUAUAAACAGUGCUUUGAAUGUAUAUGUAUGCAAUAUAACUAUAUGAAAAUCAAUAAAAACAGAAAAAGGUCAUAUUAAAUUUUCA